Molecule: messenger RNA, 600 nt
Organism: Cladophialophora yegresii CBS 114405
Lineage: Eukaryota; Fungi; Ascomycota; Eurotiomycetes; Chaetothyriales; Herpotrichiellaceae
Exons: 3
Coding region: 1-600 (199 amino acids)
Biological process (GO): mRNA splicing, via spliceosome
Cellular component (GO): nuclear speck
Molecular function (GO): RNA binding
Source: RefSeq, a predicted model, not a curated record
AUGUCUUCCCGAUCUGGCACCACGCUCUAUGUCACCGGCUUUGGUCACGGCACCCGUGCUCGUGACCUGGCCUACGAGUUCGAGCACUACGGUCGUCUGGUAAGAUGUGACAUCCCUGCUCCACGAACUGCCUCUAGCAGACUCUUUGCCUUUGUCGAGUACGAGAGUCGCCGCGAUGCCGACGAUGCCUACCACGAGAUGCACAACAAGCGGAUUGGCCGAGAUGAUGUUCUGAAGAUCGAGUGGGCUCGUACUCCUCCUUCUGCUACCUGGCGUUAUGAGGCUGGUCGUGACCGUGGCCGUCGAGAACGCUCGCCUCCACGUCGCUCCGGUCGUUCACCCUCACCUCGACGCCGCGACUACUCUCCCCGGAAGGAUGAUCGCCGCGACCGAGACCGCGACGACCGCAGAGAUCGCGACCGAGACUACGAUGAUCGCCGCCGUUCCCGCAGCCCUGCCGACCGUGACCGUGAGCGGGACCGUGACAUGAAGGAUGACCGAGAUCGCCGGGAUGAUGACCGCGAUGCCGGUGCAAACGGAGACGACCGCAAAGGUAUGAUGGAAAUCGACUCAGAAGGAGCUUGGCCCACCAACAUUUGA